Messenger RNA from Capsicum annuum, 1390 nucleotides. Its product is annotated as phosphoglycerate mutase-like protein AT74H. The record is from RefSeq and is a predicted model, not a curated record. Bases 296 to 1186 code for a protein of 296 amino acids. NCBI's taxonomy places the organism in Eukaryota, Viridiplantae, Streptophyta, Magnoliopsida, Solanales, Solanaceae. Gene Ontology annotation, molecular function: phosphatase activity. The transcript has 2 exons.
CAGAUAGAUGAACUUAUUUACUAUUACCAAAUAAGGUGGGAUAAAGAUGUUUUAGUCAUAAAAGGAAAAGGCGAAACUGAAAAGCACACGUUCUGAAUUCAACUCUUUAUCCAAGAAUCAAAACAGCCCGUUCCCAUUUCCAGCAAUUAAUUUUAAAGAAAAAAGUCAGCCCGUCACCGGUCCCAACUCUAUAAAUCUUGAACCAAUAACCAUUUUCCAAAACCCUCAGCCAAAAACCAAACCCCACUUCAACUUUUUUUUUUUUUUAUAUUCUUUAAAACAAACAAAAUCAGGCAUGACAAACAGCACAACUGAGUUCACGGACGUUCAUUCACACAAGUACCACCUCCCAAAGCGCAUAAUCUUGGUCCGUCACGGCGAAAGCCAAGGGAACAAAGACGAAGCAUCAUACAGCGUAACCCCUGAUUACAAAAUCCCAUUAACUACGCGCGGGAUUCAGCAAGCUAACCAAGCUGGCUCCCGCAUUCGUCAUGUUGUUUCUCAGUCCUCGGAGAACUGGAAGGUUUACUUCUAUGUCUCUCCUUACGUCCGCACGCGCUCCACGCUCCGGGAGAUUGGUCGGGCGUUCCCCAGGAAUAGAGUGCUUGGGGUUAGAGAAGAGUGUAGACUUAGAGAACAGGAUUUUGGGAAUUUUCAAGUUGCCGAACGAAUGAAAGUGAUCAAGGAAACCAGGGAGAGAUUUGGGAGAUUUUUCUAUCGGUUUCCGGAAGGGGAAUCCGCUGCUGAUGUUUAUGAUCGAGUUUCCCAUUUCCUUGAAACUCUGUGGAGGGAUGUUGAUAUGAACAGGCACCAUCACAACCCAAAUGAUGAGGUGAAUCUUAUAAUUGUAUCCCAUGGUCUAGCUAGUCGAGUCUUUCUAAUGAAGUGGUUCAAGUGGACAGUUGAGCAAUUCGAGUACCUAAACAAUCUGGGGAAUUGUGAGUUUCGAGUUAUGGAAUUAGGGGCAGGUGGUGAAUAUAGCUUAGCAGUCCAUCAUACUGAUGAAGAGAUGCUGGAAUGGGGGAUGUCCCCUGAUAUGAUUGCAGACCAAAAAUGGCGAGCUAAUGCUCACAGGGGGGCGUUGAAUGAUCAUUGCCCUUGGUACCUUGAUGCUUUUUUUGACCAUUUGGCUGAAUCAAAUGAUAUAGAUGAUGAAGAUGUGAAGUCAAACAACUCCCUAGCAUAACAUUGUCAACGUGCAAUUGUUCUAAUUCAUUACUUGCUGUUGUACUGUUCAUUUGGUUAACUGAUAGAAAAGUCUGUGCUCUUUUCCAGUUUGUUGUUCCAGUUUUAGGCCCACAGUAUGUGUCAAUUUCUUGUAAAUUUGAAACUCUCAAUUGUAUAUCAAACGUUUGACAUCAAGGAUUAAGUAUGAAUUGGUUAUUGAUUG